AUGAAAUUCGUCCAAUUAAAUAACAUAGCCAAAGUACCGGAGGUGAAUGCGUUUGAUCCACAGCAUAUUAUCCAAAUGUUCAUACACUACUCUCAAAUAGGACCGCCUGGUGUAGCGCCGUUCACACCAUUUUCUUUCUCAAUCGCUCACGCCCUCGCCGACCGAGUCAAAGGUUCCAAACUCUUAUUGAAAUCAAUGCAUGUUGGAACGAAAAUCAAGAUAGCCGUGCUAGAUGGUGCAGGCUUAGCGGCUGGAGUGCGUUUAAUUGACGAAUUCCAACACCAAAUCACGAGCGUUGUGCUUCCCUUGGACCCAGACCUAACCGACGUAGCUGAAUAUAUGAAUUGUCUAUUUUCACUUGUCAUGUCUGCUAUGCAAGUAAUCAGCACUCCAAUUGGUUACAUCAUACUGCGCAAAUCGGUUCCCUUCUUUCUUGCGCUAGCCGCUAAAUUUCCAGAGCUGUGGACAGAUGGCUUGUCUCUCCCGGUCCAAUACGCUCUCUCGCACUCAAGAUUCGAAAUACCCCACUUCGUAUUUUUCGACACGGUCACAGCUCUGGUCCUUGGAACUGUUCCACUCGUUCAUUACGAUAUUAGUCUACACCCCAUGGUCCAGCCGCCCGAACACUAUCACAUAGACUGGGCACACGGCUGUUCUCAUAUCGUGAUCACUCUCUUGGCAGUGACCAACUCCUGGAGAGCUGCUCGACUUCUCAGCCCCACGCACCCCAUUCCCACUCUUGACCAGCAACAGGAAUUCCUGGCUUGCUUGCAACAAUGGAACCCAUCCAUCACCUGCCACGAUGGUGAUCAAGCUGCGUCCGUGAUGGGUAGGCUGGCCGUCCAGGAGAUCUGGAGACACUCUGUAAUAGUAUACAUGUAUAUGGGUAUGUGUGGGGCUGACUCGGCCGACCCUCAAGUCGAAGCAUCAGUUCGCCAAAUUGCUCAGCUAUCUGCUACAAUCGAGGACGGUCACCCUUUAGAAGCACACAUGACUAUCCCCUGUAUAGUGGGGGCCGCUGCCGCACGCAAAGAGAAGCACCGUGCCGUCCUGCGAAAAAAGAUUGUAGCAUCAAGAGACCAGAAGGUCUGUCUCAUUAGGGGGGCAGACUUUGCGCUUGUACUUGACCAUUUAUGGCAUGGCGUUGGUGCUGGGGGACAACCGACGACAUGGGAGGACUAUGUCAAUUCACGAUUCAUAGUGUUACCGGUUGAUGUGUGA
Rhizoctonia solani is the source of this 1221-nucleotide messenger RNA. Its product is annotated as Fungal specific transcription factor domain. The coding region runs from base 1 to 1221 and encodes 406 amino acids. The record is from RefSeq and is a predicted model, not a curated record. Lineage: Eukaryota; Fungi; Basidiomycota; Agaricomycetes; Cantharellales; Ceratobasidiaceae. The transcript has 5 exons.